This is a messenger RNA of Maudiozyma barnettii, 3225 nucleotides long. RefSeq lists its product as uncharacterized. Bases 1 to 3225 code for a protein of 1074 amino acids. NCBI's taxonomy places the organism in Eukaryota, Fungi, Ascomycota, Saccharomycetes, Saccharomycetales, Saccharomycetaceae. The transcript has a single exon. The record is from RefSeq and is a predicted model, not a curated record.
AUGCUGAUACAAAUAUUCGAAAACAACCUUAUAUAUAGAGGCUAUAAUUCUUAUUUUAUAUCUCAAUUUUACUCUUCUUUUUUCUUUUAUACAUUUAUUUAUUCCACCUUAAGUAAUACAACCAAACAAUUAAUUUUAAUUAAUAUACACUAUCAUCAUAUUUUAACAAUGAAUAACUUAAUUUGUUCUUUAGUAGUAGGAAUACUUCUGAUUGGAGAGGUUACAUCUACCACUCCACAAUAUUCUAACAAAACAAUUUCCAAUAUUGCCGACAAAAGUACUCUUCCCAACAAAUUAGGGUUCUCGGUCGAGAACAUUAAUAUCGAACCAAGCGCUGUCAUUAUGAAUGUUUCAAACAUUGCACCUUCAUCUGUUACAUCUUCCACACCCGUACCAACAACUUAUUACUCUUCUUCAUCUAAACCGUUACAGGUUGAGUCGAGUAUUAUGAACUGGAUUGCGAACAAAAACCAAAAUGAAUCUGGAUCUAUUAUUGUUUCUAUGAAUACUGAAUAUACCAACUUAGUACCCCAAAUUAGUUCCAUUUAUCGAAACAAUAACCAAACGGUAAUUUCAACUUUACAAGUGGGUUUAUUAAACUCUACAUCAAUCUUCGGAAGUCUUCUAACUCCGGUGAUUCCAACUUCAACUAUUGAUUAUAAAUCUUAUAAUAAUGACUCUGUGCUCACAUCCGGUUUUGCAAACAAUACUGGCUCUCUGGAAUUAACCAAAAUUGCUUCUGUAUUACCAACUGCUCAGGUUGAGAAUACAAACUAUACCUCUCCUACCAAAUAUGGUAACUCUACUUACAAUACAACAUAUAAUCAUCAAUAUACUUCAACUACUACAAGUUCGAUAAUUUCCAAUAUAACUUCAAGUCAAAUUGGUUACUCUAAUGCCACUUCUACCUUACCUGGUUUGUAUUCUUCUCGAACUUUACAAAGACAAGAUAUCAGUUCUAGUGCAUCUAAUUCUAAUGCCACCCAAGUUUAUAUUAAUUCUACAAUGUCAAGCAAUACUCUUACAAGAACCCCUACUAAAUAUUUGAAUAUAACCUCCGCUUUUACAUCCUCAGGUCCUACACAAUAUUCCAAUUUAACUUCCAGCUUGGUAACUCAACCAGUCCCAAUCUCAUAUAAUAGUUCUAUUUCUAAAACUAGCGGUACACACACAAAUAUCAGUUCUACACAGGCCAUAUAUCACAACUCUACUAACAGUUUAACCUCUACCAACAUAAUAGAAGAUACAUCAUUAUUAAUAACAACAAACGUAACUAUGACAAUAGCUAGAACUAAUUCAUCUUCCUUCUCUUUGUCUACGACUUCAGUGACAGAGCAAAACUCUGUUACUACCCAAUGGCCAUCAAGAAAUGCUAGUUCAACUCAGAAAAGUUUCGAUAGUAUGUCGAGUUAUUCUAAUGAAUCUUCAACUGAUUCCAUUCAAAACUCAAAUUUGACAACAUCUUCAAAUACAUUAACAAAUAUUAAUCCUCAUUUCAGCAAUACAUCCAUUACUACAAUAAAACCAUCAUAUACAAACAAUAAUACUAUUUCUAUCCCAGGUGGAAUGGCUAAUGUUAAUGUGACAUAUAGUGUUGCUCCAGAAACUUUUCAACAAUCUAAAGGAAGCUAUAACAUAAGUAGUUCAACUUCAUCUUAUGUAGCUUCUCUUACUAUUUCAGGUAAUAUGUUGAACUCAACGAUAAUGACAUCCGCUAAGUUUGAAAACAGUUCUUUUACUCAACCAACAUCAAGUUAUUCUGCUAUUUUCACUGGUGUAUCCAAGUUAAUUUCUACAUACCAAACUGGGCAAGUGGAACUUUUGACGACUGAUAACGGUUAUAAUUCAACAUUGACUAGUGAGAGUACUGUUAAUUAUGCUAACACAACAUCAACUGCAUCAUCUUCUUAUCCAAUUGCUACUUUUUCAGCAACUACAGGGGCAAAUAAAGAUAGCAACCCUGUUUCUGCAACUAUCAAAUCGCUAACAAAUGGUACAUCAUCACUCAAAGAUCAAUCCGUAACUUCUAGUUUUGUUGAAUCUGUUAAUUCUGAUAUUAUAUCUUCAAAUGGUACGCAACAUAAAAGUUCUAUUAUUUUAGCAUCAUCAAUGGAUCCUGCCAAUAUUUCCCAAAAUUAUUACGCAAAUACUACAUCUACUUCUUCCACUGCUGUUUCAACUGUACCAAUCUUAUCUGAUCAAAAUAAUAAUGUAAAUCCAACUGGUAGCUUGAAAUUUGAAUCUGCCACAUCAGAAUCAACCAUUAAGAGUGAAAAUACCAUUAGAUAUACCACCUCUAUCACUAGUUCUAUUGAUAGUCCAAGUGCUAUCCCACCUAGUGGUUCUUCAAAGUUAUUGACUCCAAUAGCUUCUGUAGAUGCAACAACCAAUUAUAUCCACGAUAUUGACCCAAAAAAUCCAAUAUAUUCCUCCAAUGUUUCUUCCAUUACAAGCACAGUAAUGAGAGCUCCUUCAACGUCAACCACCUUCACAUUAAUUUCUUCUUUACCAACAGCAGUGAUAAACUCAGGUAUUUCUUCAAGUUACAACGAUUCGGUUCAACUUUCUAAAUCCCUAGAUCCACAACAAUCUUCUGUUUCAGAUAAACCAACUAUUUCAGCUGAUUUAGGUGAUUCUGAAACUUUAUCCUUUGUUGAUAGUAUCUUUAUUUCAUCAGAUGUAAAAGUCACUGCUUCAACCUCAACCAUUUCAAACAGCGCUGUAGAAUCGAAUAAUUCACUAAGUUCUGCUAACCCAACUGAGCAAGCCUCUCCAUCUACUAACCCAACUGAGCAAGCCUCUCCAUCUACUAACCCAACUGAGCAAGCCUCUCCAUCUACCAACCCAACUGAGCAAGCCGUUUCUUCUAUUGAUCAUGUACAAUCUAUUCGAACAAAUGAAUCCAACAAUCUACUAAUUGCGGAAAAUUCAAGUAAAUCAGGAUCUCAAAAGGAAUCAAACUCAGCUACAAAUAGUGAUGUCAUUAAUAAUAACACUUCUGCAACUGCAUCAGUCUCUGAUUCUACACAAGCCACCACAAUGACUUCAGUUUCAGCACAACUUCCAACUGAUUCAUCUUUCAUUACAUCCACUAUUACAAGUUCCAGUGCCACUUCAAGAGCCACUCAUUCAUCUAUUGAAUAUACAGGCUCUGCCUCCAAUGUCAUCAUUAGUUUUGGACAUGCAAUAAUUGUUCCAAUUUUAUUAACCAUUUCAUUUAUGUAA